CCGAUCAUUUGCGCGCCACCGCGAUCUCGAGAGGGGAUCUAUCAGAGGGACGGCAGCCACUAUAGCUCUCCAGCGGCAUGCUGCCCUCGCUCGGCGCUCGAAGCAAUCGCAGGGUUAAGCUUCGUGGAUUCAUUGUAUCUCCCUACGAUAAGAGAUAUCGGGCAUGGCAAACCUUUCUGAUCCUUUUGGUUGUCUAUACAGCAUGGGUAUCUCCAUUUGAAUUCGGGUUCGUCAACAGACCAAGAGGAGCUCUAGCCGUUACAGACAAUAUUGUUAACGCAUUCUUUUUUGUGGACAUCAUCUUGACCUUUUUCGUGGCCUAUCUUGAUAGAGUCACAUAUCUUCUGAUAGACGAACACAAGCGGAUUGCAAGGAAAUAUGUAUUCAGCUGGUUUAUUCUGGAUCUUAUUUCCACUAUUCCUAAUGAACUCGCUCGGAAGAUACUUCCAGAAAAUGUCCGAGAUUUUGGAUUCUUUAACAUGCUUCGCUUGUGGCGUCUUCGGAGAGUUAGUUCUCUUUUUGCUCGAUUAGAGAAAGACAGGAACUUCAAUUAUUUCUUGAUUCGAUGUGCAAAACUUAUUUGUGUCACCCUCUUUGCUGUACAUUGUGCUGGGUGCUUCUACUACCUUCUUGCAGCAAGAUAUCCGGAUCCAAGCUUGACAUGGAUUGGAGCUUCUAUGCCAGAUUUUCAUAAUAGAAGCUUGUGGAUCCGUUAUGUGACUGCAAUGUAUUGGUCAAUUACCACUCUUACAACUGUCGGGUAUGGAGACUUGCAUCCCCAGAACAUGGGGGAGAUGAUCUUUGACAUUGCUUACAUGCUCUUCAAUUUAGGAUUGACAUCAUAUUUGAUUGGAAAUAUGACCAAUUUGGUAGUUCAUGGGACCAGCCGAACUAGAAAGUUUAGAGAUACAAUUCAAGCGGCAUCAAGUUUUGCACAAAGAAACCAACUCCCAGACCGACUCCAAGAUCAGAUGCUCGCCCAUCUCUGUUUGAAGUUUAGGACAGACUCAGAGGGGCUCCAACAACAAGAGACUCUUGAUGCCCUACCUAAGGCCAUUCGAUCUAGCAUUUCUCAUUACUUGUUUUAUAAUCUUGUUAUGAAAGUCUACCUAUUCAAGGGGGUUUCUUGUGACCUACUUUUCCAACUGGUGUCAGAAAUGAGAGCUGAGUAUUUUCCUCCAAGAGAAGAUGUAGUCUUGCAGAAUGAAGCGCCAACAGACUUUUAUAUACUGGUCACUGGUUCUGUGGACUUGAUAGAUGAAAAGAAUGGGACUGAGCAGGUUGUUGGAGAGGCCAAGUCUGGUGAUGUUUUUGGAGAGAUUGGAGUACUAUGUUAUAGGCCGCAGCUGCUGACAGCCCGCACCAAGAAGUUGUGUCAGCUAUUGCGUUUAAAUCGUACUUCAUUCCUUAGUAUCGUGCAAUCAAAUGUUGGAGAUGGAACUAUAAUCAUGAGCAAUCUAUUACAGUAUUUGGAAGAGCACAAGGAUAAUGGAAUGGGUGGAAUCCUAAGUGAGGUACAGAGGCUGUUGACUCGAGGUCGGCUUGAUCUGCCGCUCACAUUAUGUGGUGCCAUUAAUAGAGGAGAUGAUUUGAUAUUGGAACAGCUUCUGAAACGUGGUCUUGAUCCAAAUGAAUCCGACAGUACUGAUCACACAGCACUGCACAUAGCAGCUUCCAAAGGAAAUGUAAAUGCUGCUCGUCUCCUGCUUGAUUAUGGAGCAAAUCCCAACAGCAAAGAUCUCCAAGGAAGCGUGCCUUUGUGGGAAGCCAUCCUUGGAAAGCAUGAUGCUGUUGUCAAGAUUCUCUUAGACAAAGGUGCAAAUCUCUCUGCCGGUGAUGUCAGUUUAUUUGCAUGCAUUGCUGCUGAGCAAAAUAACCUCGAGUUAGUAAAGGACAUUGUGCACUAUGGAGGAGAAGUAACUUUACCCAGGGCUGAUGGCAACACUGCCCUUCACUUAGCUGUUUCAGAAGGAAACAUUGAAAUGGUGAAGUUCUUGGUGGACCAAGGAGCGGAAAUCGACAAGCUCAAUAACUUUGGAUGGACCCCUCGUGGCCUAGCCGAUCAACAAGAUCACGAAGAGAUCAAAAGUUUCUUCCAAAGCAAAAGAGCUUGCUCAGAUGAUAUUGACAUCAAGAUUAGUUCCAGGGAACCAGCAGUUAAUUUCAUUGGGAGAUUUCGUAGUGAGCCAGUGAUCCAUUAUUUCACCGAUGAAGGCUCAAAUUCAUCAAGAGGCAGGAUUCAUGGGAUUAGUAGUCAUCGAAGGAGAAAGAUUACUAAUUUUCAGAACUCUUUAUUUGGGAUCAUGUCAGCAGCUCAUGGAAGUAAUAGUAACGAUGGAUUGCUAUCAGUAAUGCCUCCUCUUAGUAGGAGAAGCAUUGAUGACCAAAAUCCUCUUAGAGUAACAAUUUGUUGUCCUGAGAAGGGGCACAAUGGUGGCAAGCUCGUCCUUUUGCCAGGAUCUAUCAAAGAGUUACUUGAGAUCGGAGCUAAAAAAUUUGGGUUCUUGCCAACUAAAGUCCUUAGCCAAGAUGGAGCCGAGAUAAGUGGGUUGGAUGUUCUCAGAGAUGGUGACCGCCUUCUUCUAGUGAGCGAUGAUUGGAGUGGUGAGGUUGACAAUGUUCGAAAAAUGGUAGAUUCAUGAUGAUGUGUAGAGAAAAAAGGCGUCUGUAUGUUUGUAUCGAGGAAUUUGAGUUCAGAUUUCCCUCAAGACUUGAAUCUGAAAACAAGGGUACAUCACAUGAGGAACAAAAUGGAUUGCAUUUCUUACGUACAAGUUUUUUGUCAAAAACUAGCGAUUAUCGGAUGCAAAAUGUACGACAGAUAGACAAAAAUUUUGUACUAUACAAUAUACAAGGAAAGCAAAAAAAUAUAUGAAAAUUUUAAAAUGAGCAAACAGGAAAAAGAAAAAGAAAAUUCUGCAUCUUGGUAAUGUGUUGCGUUUAGUUUCGAUACCGAGGGGACCAGAAAAUUGGUUGACUGUUUUUUUUUUUUUUGCUUUUGGGGACCUAUUGCAGAACAAUAUUGUGUAGUAUCACGUCCUUGUGGUUUAACCUGAGCAAAGUACUGUUAUAAAUUGUUGAGCCAAAG
Messenger RNA from Asparagus officinalis (garden asparagus), 3088 nucleotides. Its product is annotated as potassium channel AKT1-like. Gene Ontology annotation, molecular function: protein binding; voltage-gated potassium channel activity. Gene Ontology annotation, cellular component: membrane. The transcript is spliced from 11 exons. Gene Ontology annotation, biological process: transmembrane transport; potassium ion transport. The record is from RefSeq and is a predicted model, not a curated record. The coding region runs from base 78 to 2642 and encodes 854 amino acids. NCBI's taxonomy places the organism in Eukaryota, Viridiplantae, Streptophyta, Magnoliopsida, Asparagales, Asparagaceae.